Messenger RNA from Aethina tumida (small hive beetle), 2310 nucleotides. RefSeq names its product docking protein 2 (gene Dok). Gene Ontology annotation, biological process: positive regulation of MAPK cascade; cell surface receptor protein tyrosine kinase signaling pathway. The transcript is spliced from 3 exons. The record is from RefSeq and is a predicted model, not a curated record. The coding region runs from base 387 to 1796 and encodes 469 amino acids. Gene Ontology annotation, cellular component: cytoplasm. NCBI's taxonomy places the organism in Eukaryota, Metazoa, Arthropoda, Insecta, Coleoptera, Nitidulidae.
AAAUAUUUCUUUUAUCUUGAAUGGCAAAUAUUCAAUAAUUCUGGCAACAAUGUGUCAAUCGUACGCAGCAACAAGUUUAAAAUAUUUAUCAUAUGAAUCACUUAAAUGUGAAAAAUGCGAAGAAUGCUGUUUCUUAGGGAUUUAGUUUGAUGAUUGCUUAAUUUUGCCGUGUACUUCAUCUCAUAUAUCAAUAAUACUUUUGUACCAGCGUAAAAACAAUAGAAAAAAAGUGAAACAAUGUUAAAUAUUUGCAAACAGUUUGGCAUCAAAGCUCGCGGAAAUGUUUGGAUAAUGUGUAGAUAAAUGUUGAUUGAUAAAAACUCCUUGUAUCGAGGAAACUGUGUAUGAAUUCCGGACUGAUAUUAAUCUCGUGAAAUUUUAACAAAAUGGAUAGUGACGAUCCAAUAAAAUGUGGCUAUUUGAUUUUGCCUCCUAAUAAGAAAAAGAAACCUCAACGUAAAUUUUAUUGUUUACAUAAAGCUAGCAAAUUGGGUAUUGCCAGAUUAGAAGUGUUCGAGAACAGUGAUUCAGUUGGCAAAUCAGAUUCUAAAAUUUUACCAUUGAAUAAUUGUAUUAAAAUUACACACAAAACAGCAACCGUAUUUGGGAUAACAACUAAAACGGAUGUCUACGAAUUUGAAGCCCUAGAUGAAAGUGAUAAAAAUUCUUGGAUUGAAGCAUUACAGUCUGUCAUAUUCCCAGAUGAUUCUUCAAAAAUCACAUCUAUUGAAGAAGAUAAUGAUUUGUACUGCUCCUCUGGUGAUGGUAUCUAUUUUGUUAAGAUAUUAAGCACCCCAGUUUCAGUAGCAUGUGGAUUGGAUAAUAAACAAUUCACUCUAAUAAUAAAUCCAAUGGAAUUGCAACUGAAAAACUAUGCAGGCAAAACUCUAUUUACAUGGCCUUAUCACUACAUACGGAAGUAUGGUAUAAAAAAUGGCAAAUUUACAUUUGAAGCAGGAAGAAAAUGCAGUUCUGGAGAUGGUAUAUUUCUUAUCGAUCACCCUAAUCAUGAUGAAAUUUUCAGAUCUGUGAGUUCAAAAAUGAAAUCAAUGAAAAAUAGACUCUCAGCAGAGGUGGAUUCGGAAUUUCCAUGCGUAUCUAUGGAAGCCAGAUCUAGAAGCCCCCUUUCACCGGCUGCCGAUGGUUUCACGUCGUUCAGCGACAGCAGAUUAGAAUCUGUGAUAAAAUCAAAAUUGCCAACACCAUCAAAACCUCCAAGAAAAUUGUUGAUGCCCCCAAAACCAACUUCAAUACCAGAUCCAGAUUAUGAACCCAUUAAUACGUCAUAUGAUGAAAUUGAAUACAGAAAUAACGCUUGGCGUACAAUGGGUGUUGACGACAUCAAUCAUACGGAGUGCGAAGCCGCAACUGAACCAGAGGAAAUAUACAACGAUUCAUGGGGCAAAGAAAAACCGCAGAAAAUAUUGCAACAAUCCAAACCCAGUAAUUUGGCGCCGACAGUAAUCACCCAGAAAUCCGUCACAGACGACAAUUAUGACACACUGGAUUUCUUCAGUUCGACAACGAAACUUGCAACAAAUUCAAGUUACAAACAAGUGAAUCCUCCACCCAUAGCACCAGUUAUCGAACCUCCGAGUUUCAACGAGUACGACGAAGUGGAAACUUGCCUUCAAGGUGUUAGAUUGGCGGAUGAUUCUCACUUGGGUUAUGCCUCGAUUAGGAAGGAACCUCCCAAGCAAACGCCGGUGCCCAAAAAGACGAAUAAGAAAGAUGUACAUCACCAAUUUCACAACGAUGAACCGUACGCGGUUAUUAGUAAGCCUAAACAAGUCUAGUCUGUAUAUUUAUAAAUAUGACGAGGUUUACGUGAGAAUAUGCAGUUCUAAACUGCUUUUGUAGGACCAAAACACCUCAAGUGUUGCUCAAAUAAAAUUUUUGCAUAUUAAAUAGUUAUACACAUGAUUAUCGAAUUACUGCUUUUUAUAUUUCAAUAUUGUAUUUUUUGAGAUAGUGUUAAAAUAUAUAACUUUGUAUAUAUAUAUACUUUCAUUGCACAUAAAUUGUAAUGAAUGUGGGUGAUAUUUUACUAGUGCCAAGCAUCACACAACAAUUUAUUUUAAUUGUUUUUUAAAUUGAAUGAAUAGGCUAUAAACUUAAUUUUGUAUUAUAUUAUUAUGUAAGCCAAAGAAUCUGUAUUAUUGUGCCAUGUAAGAUAUUAGUUACCAGUGAUAUCUUUUAUAAUUGGCAAUAUUUUUAUACUUUUGUAGAUAUAAGCUUAUUUUAGUAUUUUACGAAAUAUGCCUUGUUACUUAAUGUAAGUUAAAUAAAAAUAUAUUUACAUCACAUCUG